Nylanderia fulva is the source of this 2748-nucleotide messenger RNA. The record is from RefSeq and is a predicted model, not a curated record. NCBI's taxonomy places the organism in Eukaryota, Metazoa, Arthropoda, Insecta, Hymenoptera, Formicidae.
AUGUCGACCACCGUGAACGAUCUGCUCAUCGAGCAGAGUGAAAACAUUAGCUCGCUCAAAAGAGUCCUCGUCAAUUUCAAAAGGCUAGCCAAGCCGAACGUGACCCUCGCCAAAACGCGAGGUCGUCUUGCCACUGCGGAGGAAAUCUGGGGCGCUUGCCGCUCCCUCCACGUCAAGCUUCUUCAGAUGGCAACGCCGGAGCAGAAGAAGGCCUUAUCGUACUUCGAGAAGGACGAGUUUCUCGCAGCUGAGGAUGUCUACAACGAUGUGGCCGAUCUCCUUCAUGAAACGAUAAGUCGAUUUACACCAACUCAAAUCGCGCUUAACGAUCGUAGUCUUGAUUCCUCCGUUCGCGAACCUAACAAUCAUUGUUUUCAAUUGCCACGCAUCACGCUCCCGAAGUUUGCCGAGUGGAAUCUGAAGCGAACGAAACGCGACGAGCUCCCUACUUAUCAGGAACUCAGUGAAUUCUUAACGCUUCGCAUUCGCGGACUAUCUGACUUUUCGGAUGCGAGCACAGACGCCGGCUCCGCGAAGCACGAUAAGCCGCGUUCGUCAGUCAAUAGCGUGACCGUCGCCAAAUGUAUUUGCUGCUCCGGCGAGCAUCCAGUUGCGAGAUGCGAAACGUUUAUUAAAAAAUCUGCUUCACAGCGUUGUGCUUUUGCCCGUCAACAUAAGAUUUGUUUUAAUUGCUUAAAGCCCGGGCACUUUCCGACGAAAUGCCCGAGUAAAUUUCGAUGCAGACAGUGUAGUCGCAUGCAUCAUACACUGUUGCAUUCCGCGUAUUAUGGCGCCUCUGUCAGUACAGAGGCUUCCGCGGCGACUACCUCUGAGUCCGCCUCGAGCGUCUCUAACGACUCGCUAGUUCCGCCGAAGGUACCGCCAGUUGCGAGCGUCCAGACAGUACCACCCUCGCUCGAUCGACCUCCCAACGUUCUUUUGGCCACGGCGUGGGUCGACCUCCACACAGAAGAGGGUCGAUGUUUGAAAGUACGUGCGCUGCUGGAUCAAGGAUCCACUUUCAGUUUUAUCUCGGAGUCGCUUUCACAAGCUUUGCGCACUAAACGGCAACGAGCCAAUUUGCAAAUUAAAUGUUUCGGCGAAAAAUUCACCGGUACUGCUAAGUCACGAUUAACGCUUCGAUUAACCCCGCGUUCGAAAGCUGAUCCGAGCUUUCCUCUGGAAGCUUACGUAUAUCAACGCAUUACUUCGUAUGCCGCGUCGCAAGUUCAGCCGUUCGAAACGUGGCCACAUUUACAGGGUCUCUCCUUUGCGGAUCCUGAUCCUUCGAGUCACCACCAAAUUCACUUAUUGAUCGGUGCUGACCUUUACGGCUCACUUUUGCUGCGCGAUAUCCGUCAAGGUCCUAUCGGUACUCCGACCGCUCAAUUGACCGCUCUUGGUUGGGUACUCUCUGGCCCUACGACUAGUAGGUCCACCGCUUCUGCUGAAGCCUCCGUAUUGAACUGCGUGUCUAAUCAGGACAUCCACUUGCUUCUCCAGAAAUUCUGGGAAGAGGAGGAAAUUCCUCACCCUUUACCCCUCACUGAAGAGGAGGAGAGGUGCGAAGCUCACUUUGUUGCGAAUCAUUACCGGAAUUCGCAGGGACGUUAUACCGUCCGAUUGCCAUUUAAGCAUGAUCUCCCGAUAGAAAUCGGUGAUUCUUUAUCAAUUACAACUUCGCUGUACUAUAAAAUGGAGAGCAGGUUACGACGUCAACCUGAGCUUCAAGCUCAGUAUAAUGAGUUUUUAAAAGAAUAUCGCUCUCUCGGGCAUAUGACAAAGGUGGAGGACUCUGAGCAUUCCGAGUUCAAACCCGUAUACAUAUCGCAUCACCCUGUCUUGCGUGAUUCGAGCUGUACCACUAACUUACGCGUUGUUUUCAACGCCUCUUGCAACACGAGCAACAACUCCUCUCUCAACGAUCAUCUGUUGAUCGGUCCGAGGUUGCAACAAGACCUUCCCGCGAUACUGUUGCGCUGGCGGCAGUGGCGCCUGGUCUACACUGCGGAUAUUGCUCAGAUGUUCCGCCAGAUCCUCGUGCAUCCGUCUGACACGGACUUUCAGAGGAUUCUUUGGCGUUCGUCGGCUGACUCGCCGAUCGAACGCUACCGACUUCUCACGGUGACGUACGGGCUGGCCCCAGCCCCGUACCUUGCGAUGAGAGUCCUGAGGCAGCUCUCCAUUGAAGGAGCUCUCUAUCCCGCUGCCGUUUCAAUUCUGCGCGAGUCCUUUUAUGUGGACGACGCGCUUUUCGGCGCGGACGACGAGGCCUCGUUAAUUGAGGCUCGUAUACAACUGGUGGAAAUACUAAGAAAGGGUGGAUUUCAGCUCCGUAAAUGGGCAUCCAACUCCCUCUCCCUUCUUCAGGGGCUCUCGGCUCAUCAGCCGGAAGUGAAAAAUCACUUGUUAGUAAAAGAGGAUACUCUCAAGGUCCUAGGUCUUUCGUGGCACUCGCAGGACGACUCGUUUCAAUUCGUGGUCACACCGCCGAAAACGGUCAAUCCAACGAAGCGCUCAAUUCUCUCUUUCACGGCUAAGUUGUACGACCCGCUCGGUUGGGCGGCUCCGUUCGUUGUAACCUCUAAAAUUCUGUUACAAGAGUUAUGGCUUCUCAAGUACGACUGGGAUACGCCUCUCCCUGACGAGUUACGCGAACGAUGGGAGAGUUACUCCAGGGACUUGCAAUCGUUAAAUCUUGUUGGAUACCUCGUUGGACCGGUAAACAUUGCGAGAAUCUCGCGUUAG